Messenger RNA from Pistacia vera, 1443 nucleotides. Its product is annotated as putative E3 ubiquitin-protein ligase RING1a. The transcript has 8 exons. The coding region runs from base 92 to 1189 and encodes 365 amino acids. The record is from RefSeq and is a predicted model, not a curated record. Lineage: Eukaryota; Viridiplantae; Streptophyta; Magnoliopsida; Sapindales; Anacardiaceae.
UCACAGGUUUGUCCUAGUAAAGUUGUCUGAUAUACGCAAGGAAGUGCAAUGUCCUAUAUGUCUGGGGAUCAUUCGCAAAACACGGACAGUUAUGGAAUGCCUGCAUCGUUUCUGCAGGGAAUGCAUUGACAAAGCUAUGAGAAUGGGGAACAAUGAAUGUCCUUCCUGCCGCACGCACUGUGCUAGUCGUCGCUCUUUGAGAGACGAUCUAAACUAUGAUGCCUUAAUUGCAGCCUUGUAUCCAGAUAUUGACAAGUAUGAGGAGGAGGAAUUGGCUUUCCAAGAAGAGGAGACAACUCGCAACAAACAGAUCCAAGCUUCCAUUGCACAAACUUUCCAGCGGCAAACAGAAGCUCUUGGCCGCAAACGGACUGCUAAAGCCACAGCAGCUGCAUUUGUGAGGAGAUCAAAUGGUCGUUAUCGAGAUACUCCUCUGGGGAGGAGGAGAAACUAUCGAACAACUGAACUUCAUGGAUCUGAUGAUAAUGAAGAUGCAAAUGGAGAUGCAGGCAAUAAUUCAUCUUCUGCUGAUGAACGCUCAACAGAAGUUAGACCAAAGAGAGCCAAGAGAUGGGUUGGAGCUCGGUUUUCUCAAUCUUCAGCUGCUGGUAGUGCUGACGGAGGUGGUGAUGAAAAUGACUCUGAAGUCAAUAGAGAAUCCAUGGGUGCAUCUGCUGGACUCAUUGGCCCUUCUGAAAGGCUUGCCUGGGGCAAAGGUGGCAUGCGGUCUCACACACGGCAUGGCAGUGUGAGUGGUGGAAACGGUAAGAAUGCCCGGAACAACCGCCUCUCUAAAAUAGUUGAUUAUCUCCGGAACUUGGAGGAAAAAGAUGACCAGUUGGAUAUCCACCUUAUGCUUGUUUCCUUUGACGAACAAAGAAUCCCAAGUUUGCAACAGCCAUACCUCUGCUGCAGGCCUACAUUGUCUGUGAGGCACUUACGUCAGUAUGUUGCUCUCCAUACUGCACUGCAAGCAAAUGAAAUUGAAAUAUACUUGGUAAAAGAGUUGCAUACCAAACUCAACCCUCCAACCUCUGCAAAUUCUCCAACUUCUAACCCUAGUGUGAUAGAUCUGGGCAAAGAUAAGCUGCAAGCUUUAGAUGAGCAAGAAACUUUGGCAGGGCUUAAAACACAAAAUUUCAGCCAAGGCCAACUGCUUCUGGCAUAUCAGAAAAAUUUGUCCAACUGAAAGUGGUGACUACGGACAUUAUUGCUGGAUUUGUUAUCAAGAAGUAGCUGUUAAUGGUGUUUUUACAAAGCAAAGGGAGAUAUAAAUAUACUUAAAACAGGGAUCACAGGUAGGUUUCAAUUGCUCUAGAAUAAUUAGUCUUAUUAUAUAGUAAGUAAGAUGAGGCUUUAGAUAAUCUAAUGUACACGUAGAGUGUUUUAGAAGUAAGAAAUUAUUAGUGUUGUCAUCCAAAAUGGCUUGUUGUAACUGAUAUA